This is a messenger RNA of Sycon ciliatum, 3224 nucleotides long. RefSeq names its product sodium-dependent phosphate transport protein 2B-like. The transcript is spliced from 4 exons. The record is from RefSeq and is a predicted model, not a curated record. NCBI's taxonomy places the organism in Eukaryota, Metazoa, Porifera, Calcarea, Leucosolenida, Sycettidae. The coding region runs from base 428 to 2341 and encodes 637 amino acids. Gene Ontology annotation, molecular function: sodium:phosphate symporter activity. Gene Ontology annotation, cellular component: membrane. Gene Ontology annotation, biological process: sodium-dependent phosphate transport.
ACACGAAACACAGCCAAGAUUGACAAGAAUAUUGUCAAAACUACCAAAGCCAAUGGCAAGGUCCUACUACUACUACUAGAUGCACAAAGAAGAUGUUCUCAGUUGAGUUCUUGUAGGUCCUGCAAACGAGUCACUUUCGACGUUUCGUACUACCAAGAGUCCAUAAGUAAGGCAUAACCCCCCUACGCGGCUACUUCCUGCGCUCUACGUUGUACUGUGUGGCAGAGCCAGAGGUCGCGCGAUCGAAGCUGCGCAGUGCAGUGAGUCGCGGUGCAUUGUCGACCUGCACUCGCGCAUUUGUCGCCUUCUACUUCACUAGUUUCAGCAUCAGGCUCUGGUGAGGUCAGCUUGACCCAGGCCAGGUCAGGACUCAGGACCUGACAGCUCGCGUAGCAUUUUCCAAGAUCUUCAGUGAAACCCUGGACCGAUGCAAUACUCCACCAUGCCAGAGAAACAGGCAUCCGAUCCCGACCUGAAAUUGACUUCGAAGACGAGCAAGGAUGUCGUCAAGCAACUUCCGUUCAGUCAACUGGACACAAGAGCGAGGGCGAAGCGCAUUCUCUAUGACUACUUCUUUAUGCUGGUAUUGUUCAUCGGCUUUCUCUACCUCUUCAUCUGUGCUCUGUCCAUCAUGGGCUCGGCGUUUCAGCUCCUAGGAGGAAAGGACGCUGGCAAAUCGUUGUCGAACAACAAGUUGUUUGACAACCCGAUAGCUGGUCUAGUCCUGGGUGUGCUGGCUACUGUCUUGCUGCAAAGCUCAUCCACCACCACCUCCAUUGUCAUCACCAUGACUGCCGCAGACUUGUUGCAAGUGAAGCAAGCUAUCUACCUGAUCAUGGGUGCGAAUAUUGGCACGUCCGUCACCAACACCAUUGUGGCACUGGGACAGAUCAAGGACAGGAACGAGUUUGAACUGGCCUUUGCUGGCGCUACCAUACACGACAUGUUCAACUUCCUCUCCGUGUGCGUUCUAUUGCCUCUAGAAGCUGCCAGUGGAUACUUGAAGGCCUUGACGGGCGCUCUUGUCGACUCCUGGCACUUGGUGACGGACAAGAGCCAGAAGAAAGACUUGCUCAAGAAGCUCACGAACCCACUGACGAAAAAGAUUGUACAGAUCGACAAGAAACCCAUUGAGAAGAUUGCAAAGGGCGAGCUAUCUGUGUCCGAGGCCAGUUUGCUGAAGAAGUACUGUGACAAGGUAACGUACACGAGUUUUGAUUGCCCGGUGAAGGAUGGCACACUGAUGAACACAACUGCUAAUGCUACAACAGCUGCUGCCACUACUGCAGUGGCGUCGACCACCACAAUCACGAGCUCAGGCAUGACGACCAGCAGCAUCGCAAUGGCGAACAUGACGGAGGGGCUUGGGAACGACACGCUUGGUGAUAUCGUCAGCAAUGUGACCUGCGAGAAAACGAGGAAUAUCCCGUGCGAUUAUCUCUUCUACAACUCCUCCCUUUCGGAGUCAGUUAUUGGCGCUAUCUUGUUGGUCUGCUCGUUGGCGGUGCUGUGUAUUUCCCUGGUCUUCAUGGUUCGCAUCCUCACACGCUUGCUGCACGGUCGUCUAGCUGAAUCCGUGCGGAAGUUUGUCAAUGCCGAUUUCCCCGGCAGGGCCAAGUACUUCACUGGCUACCUGGCCAUACUGAUUGGAGCUGGUCUGACCAUCCUGGUGCAGUCAAGCUCCGUAUUCACCUCUGCUGUCACGCCACUGGUGGGAAUAGGCAUCAUCGACCUGGAACGCAUGUACCCACUGACGCUGGGUGCCAAUAUCGGCACCACUGUCACUGGCAUUCUGGCCGCGCUGGCCAGUAGCAAUGUUGUGCCAGCCAUGCAGGUCGCAAUGGCUCAUUUAUUCUUCAACCUGAGCGGCAUUCUCAUCUGGUACGUUGUGCCAGUCAUGCGAAAGCCGCCAAUCGCUGCGGCAAAGUUCCUCGGCCGAACGACGAGCAAGUACCGGUGGUUUGCCGUCGCGUACGUGGCCGUUGCCUUCUUCCUCGUUCCGCUGACAAUCUUUGGCUUGUCGCUGGCUGGCUGGCAGGUGCUAGUUGGCGUGGGAGUGCCCGUACUGCUGCUUAUCGCUGCCAUUGUCGUCUUGAAAGUGCUGCAGAUCAAGAGACAGGAAGUGCUGCCGGAAAAGCUGCAGACUAUGAAGUUCCUGCCUGUCUGGAUGCGCUCAUUGGAACCAAUCGACAAGCUCUUCAAGCUUCUGAAGAACGCCAUUCCCUGCUGCCAAAGCAACUCGCCCGACCUGGAGCCGAUGAGCGCCACAAGGAACGAUGCUUAUCACAGCCCGGCGGAGAUUAAGGAUGGAAGACCGCCCUUCAACGAGUCACCAGUGUAAGAACUUUGCGAGUUGUUUUGUGCUGUGGAUUCUGCUAGCGACAGAUGGAACAGCCAGGAACGCAGCAACAGCCUGCGCCCAAUCCAUCAUUAUAUUUAUUGGACCAAGACUUUUAAACUGGCUGGUGACAUGCCACCAAAGUCGCUUGUGGGUCUCGCCGUACCUGCGCAGGCUUUGUUUACUUCGUCGUAACAACACAAAGCCUGAUUUUACUCCGCUUGUUGAACAGAAAGUCACUCGAUGACUGCACCCAGCUCUCAUCAAUCGUUGCUCUUGUCACCAUGUUUGUUGGCAGCAAACUGGGCGAACCUAAAGAACAAGGACUAUAACGUUUUGUGAAGUUAUCUCUUCAACUGUGUGUUGAAGUGUUGAGUUGCAGAUACAGCAAAAAGCCACUGUGCUAGAAACAUCAUCUUUUUUGCUUUGUUGCCCAUUCCGUACCUACUUUGAAGUAUCUACAAACCUUUGUAUAUGGCAAGCUUCUUAUUAACUUCUUAUAUCUAUGUAGCACAAUAUUAUUUAUUGGUGUGCGCAUGGUAUCCUUGAUGAAGGUGCUGGUGUUGAGACCCUAUCGCCUUGGUGUUGCAAUUCUGUACAUGUACCACGCUGUGCUACACUGUACUAAUAGCUACACGUAUCUCUGAUCAGUGAAGUAAUGACUAUGUCCCAAACUAGGAACCCUAUAUCAGGCUAUUUGCACAGCUUAGGACUAGCUGUGUAACAGUCCAAAACCCUUCAGUGCUGUUCGCUUGUGACCUAGUACUAGUAUUCCACGUAUAUAAUUAUUUAGGCUGUGCUCCAUUUGCCCCGUUGGGUGCAUUAUUUACUCGUUUUUCAACGGCUUUUCACUCUUUUUUGAACAGACCAUACUGUAUCAUAAUAA